AUGAGAACCUGGAAUAACACAAAUUUGCAUGACUUCAUCCUUAUGGGGCUGACAGAUUCUGAGGAGACCCAGCUGGCACUCUCCGUGCUGUUUCUUCAGAUUUACCUGUUUACUGUGCUGAGCAAUCUAGGCAUGAUCAUGAUAAUUUGUCUGGAUAUCCAGCUUCACAGCCCUAUGUAUUUUUUCCUCACUCACCUUUCAGUCAUUGACCUCAGCUACUCCAGUGUCAUCACACCUAAAACUUUAGUGAACUUACUAACUUCUACCAAGAGUAUUUCAUUCUUGGGCUGUUUCAUACAACUGUAUCUAUUUGUUUGGUUUGGAGGUGCUGAAAUUUCUCUCCUCUCUGCAAUGGCCUUUGAUCGCUAUGUGGCCAUCUGCAAUCCUCUACAGUACCCUGUUAUAAUGUCCUCAAGACGCUGCUGCGCCCUCCUUGCUGGCACUUACAUGAUUGGCUUUGUGGAUGGUUCUUUUACUGUGCUCUCUAUAGCCAAAUUGGCUUUCUGCAACUCCAAUGUAAUUCAUCACUUUUUCUGUGAUGUAUCUCCAAUUUUAGCUCUGUCCUGCAGUGAUACAUAUGCCACUGAAAUUGUAGUAUACAUUUGUGCUGGUUCUACACUGUUACUGUCCCUUAUCACACUGUCCUGGUCCUAUGUGUCCAUUCUCUCUACUAUUCUGAAAAUUAAGUCCACUUCAGGGAAGCAGAAAGCCUUCUCCACCUGUGCCUCUCACUUGCUGGGAGUCACCCUCUUUUACGGUACAACAACCUUUACUUAUUUAAAACCCAGGAAGUCCUAUUCCCUGGGAAAGAAUCAAGUGGCUUCUGUGUUUUACACAAUUGUGAUCCCCAUGCUCAAUCCACUCAUUUAUAGUCUUAGAAACAAGGAAGUGAAAAAUGCUUUCAUUAGAGUUGUGAAGAAGAAAAGGGGGAUCCAAACAACUAAGAUAAUAAUGAUGUGA
Molecule: messenger RNA, 960 nt
Organism: Dipodomys ordii (Ord's kangaroo rat)
Lineage: Eukaryota; Metazoa; Chordata; Mammalia; Rodentia; Heteromyidae
Product: olfactory receptor 8H1-like
Exons: 1
Coding region: 1-960 (319 amino acids)
Biological process (GO): sensory perception of smell; G protein-coupled receptor signaling pathway
Cellular component (GO): membrane
Molecular function (GO): odorant binding; G protein-coupled receptor activity; olfactory receptor activity
Source: RefSeq, a predicted model, not a curated record